AUGCCACGUUGCCUGGUGCUGCUGUGCGUGGUGCAGUGUCUCCUACAGGCACCAUUGGUCCUCGCGAAACCCGACUUUGGUAUCAACUUUCCCAUCACCGACAGUGCGAAAGUGUCGAAUGCGGCCAUCAGCUCCAACCAGGUCCUGUUGGCAGUGAGCUUCAACACUGGACUAACGACUGAGUCCGGUUACCCAGGCCUUCAGCCGUUGGUGGAUUUGCUACGCCAGAUCGCCACAGGUACGGUUAGCAUUGGCAGCGAACUGACGCCCCUCGUCGUCAGCCUAGUGGCGAAUGUUUCCAACGAUCCGGAGUCUGCCUUCGGACCCGUGUUUAGCAAAAUACAUGACGUCCAGCAAGCAAUCAACGCUCAGUUGUUGCCGGCUACCGAUGCGAUCUACAACCUUAUCGGUCCGCCGGUGCCCAAUCAGCUGAUCGAUGGCUACACCCGCAUCUCGGACGGGCUAGCCGAUCUGGCGAGCGCAUUGCAGAAUCUGCAAGACGCUAUCGUUGCUGGCAUAACGCAGGCAGGUAGCGCCACGGCUUUGACCGAACAGCUCGUGAAGCAAUUCGUCAAACCGGCGCUGGUGUACCAGGUUGUGUUUGCCACCAACCAGCUGCGGGCCUACAUACCGGUGGUAAAGUAUACCAUCGACAGCACACUGGAGGACAUUUCGCUGGCCGAUGAAUACCUGCUGCUGGUUGAGGACACCGUCGAUGCCGCUGACACCGUGAACGAAGGACUUAUCGCCGGGCUCGGCGACAUCACGGAUCAGAUCUCGGAAACGGUCGAAACUCAGCUCGACUCGUACACGGCCCAGAUCGGUACCAUCACCAGCACCAUUAGCAAUACUGAUGUUCUCAAUGCUCUCGCUGGUCUCAGCAGUGGCACUGGCGCCCUGUCGAGCUCGCUCUACCCGGCCAUGGAGGCGAAUCUACAGGCCCUGAUCGACUUGAUUCGGAAUGCCGUGCUCGGCAACGGUGGAUCGGACGUUUUCUCGUCCGGCUUGCUCCACGACCUCAUCCUGACGCUGAUCGAGAACGGUGGUUUUGCCCAGUUCUGCUUCUACAAGUACUACGGCCUAGUGUUUGGUUCGCUCACGGCACUCGCCGACAGUAUCGGCCAGUGCUUCGACAAGGAAGCCGAGCGCCUGGCGUACCUGCGCGAUCUGUUACCGUCGCUGAUCGAGCUGCUGCACUACGAUUUCGAGGAUGUGCUGAGCCAGUAUGACGUCUGUACCAAGCUAACCGCACCGGCCGACCUGAAUGCUUGCAUUGCAGUGCUAUCCGAGUACUACCCAAACAUCGUCACGGAGUUUAACCACCAGAUGCAGUCAGUGUUCGAUUUGAUCCGCAUAGAAACGACAGCGAGCGGGGUCCGCUUCCAGAUAUGCCUGUCGCUGCUCAAGCUCCCGGAACAGCAGGCUGAGCCGUCACUGUCCAACGCCAUACGGCAGUGUGCGAUCGGUGGACCCACGGAAGACGACUAG
This is a messenger RNA of Anopheles cruzii, 1488 nucleotides long. RefSeq lists its product as uncharacterized. The record is from RefSeq and is a predicted model, not a curated record. The transcript is spliced from 3 exons. Bases 1 to 1488 code for a protein of 495 amino acids. Lineage: Eukaryota; Metazoa; Arthropoda; Insecta; Diptera; Culicidae.